UCUUUUUUUAAUCAAGGGUUUGAGACGUUAUCUGAACGUUAGGUUCUUCCCUCCCUCUGUGCUCUUCCCAUCUUUAACCUAGGAUUUUUAUAAUGAUGUUUGCUUGCUUUGAUUACAAACAUAUAUGUAGUAUUUCAACCAUAAUAUAGAUUAAUUCAGCUUUUACAGUAGCCAUCCUCGUUGAAACCAAGCCUCAGUAUCAGUAACAGUAUCUUUUCUUCCUUUCAGUAUUCUGUGGAAACUCCCACCCCUUAAUAUUCUCUUCCAAAUGAGCUAAGGAACUCCCUUGGUAAUAGGAUCAAGGAUUGGCAUGUGAACUUUUUCUUCUUUUUUUUUUGGAAGUGGGGGGGUCCUGCUAUGUUCCCUACUGCCCUUAAACUCCUGGUAUCAAGUGAUCCUCCUGCCUCAGUCUCCCAAGUAGGUGGGACUACAGACACACAUCACCAGACCUACCUUGUAUAAUUAAAAGUUGAGAAUUGGAAGAAAGAACUAGAAAAACACAGGGAGAAAUUAUUAAGUGGAAAUGAGAGCUCAUCAAAAAAAAGACAGAGAAAGAAAAAAGAAAAGAAGAAAUCUGGUAGGCAGUUCUUCAGAUUCUGAAGAUGAGGAUAAGAAACAAACAAAACGGAGAAAGAAAAAGAAGAACCGUUCUCAUAAAUCUUCUGAAAGCUCCUUGUCAGAAACUGAAUCAGACAGUAAGGAUAGUUUGAAAAAGAAAAAGAAGUCAAAGGAUGCAACCGAAAAAGAAAAGGACAUUAAAGGACUCAGUAAAAAAAGAAAGAUGUAUCCUGAAGACAAACCUUUAUCAUCUGAGUCCUUGUCAGAAUCAGAUUAUAUUGAGGAGGUACGCGCAAAAAAGAAGAAAAGCAGUGAGGAACGAGAUAAAGCAACAGCAAGAAAAAAACAAAAAGAAAAAGAAGCAUAAGAAACACAGUAAAAAGAAGAAAAAGAAGACUGCUAGUUCAAGUCCUGACUCGCCGUAACAUUAA
Molecule: messenger RNA, 989 nt
Organism: Sciurus carolinensis (gray squirrel)
Lineage: Eukaryota; Metazoa; Chordata; Mammalia; Rodentia; Sciuridae
Gene: Fam133b
Product: family with sequence similarity 133 member B
Exons: 9
Coding region: 524-925 (133 amino acids)
Source: RefSeq, a predicted model, not a curated record